Molecule: messenger RNA, 1101 nt
Organism: Prorocentrum cordatum
Lineage: Eukaryota; Dinophyceae; Prorocentrales; Prorocentraceae
Source: the annotation of a GenBank genome assembly
AUGGUCGCUGCCGCGGAUCCUAGCCAGCGCGAUUGCCCCAGGGCCAAGGGCACCAGCGAUCCCCCAACGCUCGCGGAUCUGUGCCAGACGCACGCGCUCAGCAUCAUCCGCUACCAGGCGCAGAGCGAUGUCGAGGAGACGGCGCGCCUUAACAAGGCCGCCAAGGACCACUCGCCUGAGCUCUCGAAUCUCGAGCGGGCGAGUAGGGCGAACGCCGCGGAGCAGGCGAUGCAGCACUGCUGCAAACAUAAGGACGCCAGGAAGCCGGAUCCCGCGACUGCCACCGUCGCCCGCGCGCUGCGGCAACAUGGCCGCGAGGGGGCGCCGACUCUGCCGAUUGAUGCUCGGCCCAAGCCGCUGGCGGCCCCCGCCAGCAGCACGCGCGGGCCCGCGCUGCGCAGCUUCCGGAGCGCGAUCGAGAUCGCGGUAGCGCGCGAGCACAACGGCACCCCGCGCACGUCGACCAAGAAGGCGUCGGUUGCCCCGGGCAGCCCGAGCCCGAGCCCGAGCGCAGCCCUGACUACGACGAAAAGGAGGUCGACGCGGAAGCAGUCGCUCGCGGACUUGCCGACGCCCCCCGCGGCCGAGAAGCCCGCGCCGAAGCGCGCUAGCGUCCGCGAAGUGGACUGCAACCGAAUGAAGCUCAAGGAGACCGACGACAGCGGGGAGCUCAGGGAGUUCGACUUGGCCCCUGGCGAGAGGGGGAUGCGCGCGGCCGUCCUCGCCGACGGCGCGUCGCGGACGUCGGAGAUCACCAGCGCCGACUUCGCAAAGUGGAAGAACCCGCCCGUGAAUAAGAAGCCGGGCAUUAAGAAGACGAGCGGGAACAAUAAGAAGCCUGCUUCGGCGACUGGCGCCUGGCGCGUCGAGGGCGAGGACCCCACCGCGGUCGCAGACGAGGAGGGCGAGGGCGGGGGGGAGAGGGAGAUGGGCGCAGCCGACGAGGCCGAGGGGCCCGAGGAGGACGACGACGCCGAGCGCGAGCUCUCGCGGGCCAUGAAGGGCACGCCCCCGAAGCCCGCGGCCGCCAAGGCGAAGCCCGCGGCCGCCGAGCUUAAGGCGAAGCCCGCGGCCGCCGAACUUCCGAAGGCGAAGCCCGCG